Chanos chanos (milkfish) is the source of this 1316-nucleotide messenger RNA. Its product is annotated as solute carrier family 25 member 36-A. The transcript is spliced from 8 exons. The coding region runs from base 221 to 1156 and encodes 311 amino acids. Gene Ontology annotation, cellular component: mitochondrion. NCBI's taxonomy places the organism in Eukaryota, Metazoa, Chordata, Actinopteri, Gonorynchiformes, Chanidae. Gene Ontology annotation, molecular function: pyrimidine nucleotide transmembrane transporter activity. The record is from RefSeq and is a predicted model, not a curated record. Gene Ontology annotation, biological process: pyrimidine nucleotide import into mitochondrion.
AAAUAUGGCAGGGUGACAAGGGGUUUUUUUUGUCCUCGUAUUCUUGCCCUAGCAAUAAGAAGCGACACCGUGACAACUGGCCCACUCUUCGCUGCUCCAGCGUGGAGGCAAUAUCGCUGAGGUACAACGAAAAGGAGCGCAACAAGGGCGAUAUUAAAGGAUUCUACACCCUUUCCAGACGAGUUAACCCUGCCUUCAGGUUCGGGGAAUAUGUGUGAGGAUGAGUCAGAGAGAUACACUAAUCCAUCUCUUUGCUGGAGGAUGCGGGGGUACGGUAGGGGCGAUUCUGACAUGUCCGUUGGAGGUGGUGAAGACGAGGCUACAGUCUUCCUCCGUCACUCUCUACGUCUCUGAGGUCCAGCUCAGCACCGUCAACGGAGCCAGCGUGGCCCGCGUGGCCCCCCCGGGGCCCUUACACUGUCUCAAGCUCAUUCUUGAGAGAGAGGGUCCUCGGUCUUUAUUUAGGGGGCUGGGGCCCAACCUGGUGGGCGUGGCUCCGUCUAGGGCUAUUUACUUUGCUGCAUACUCCACGGCCAAAGAGAAGCUGAACGGAGUGUUUGAACCUGACUCCACACAAGUGCACAUGCUCUCUGCUGGGAUGGCAGGGUUCACAGCCAUCACGGCGACCAAUCCCAUUUGGCUCAUCAAGACACGCCUACAGCUGGACGCCAGGAAUCGCGGGGAGCAGCGGAUGAGCGCGUUCGAGUGUGUACGGCGCGUUUACCGGUCGGACGGCUUACGGGGCUUUUACCGCGGCAUGUCGGCGUCUUACGCCGGAAUCUCAGAGACUGUGAUCCACUUUGUGAUCUAUGAGACCAUAAAACGUCGCCUCCUAGAGGCCAAGGCCUCCGCGCACAUGGACGAGGAGGAGGAGGCGUCAAAGGACGCGUCGGACUUUGUGGGAAUGAUGCUUGCGGCCGCCACCUCCAAAACCUGUGCCACCUCCAUCGCCUAUCCACACGAGGUGAUCAGGACGAGACUGAGAGAGGAGGGGACCAAGUAUCGUUCCUUCUUCCAGACUCUGACCAUGGUGGUGCGCGAGGAGGGUUACCGGGCUCUUUACCGCGGCCUGACCACACACCUGGUCCGCCAGAUCCCCAACACCGCCAUCAUGAUGUGCACCUACGAGGUCGUCGUCUACCUCCUCAGCCGCUAACCUUUGGCCUUUGACCUCCUCACCUACUGGAACAGCGUCGCUACCGUUACCGUUACAGCAAGCAGCUAACAGAUGGAAAUCCGCCUCAGAAUAAUGACGGAGGAAGAAGUGGGAUAGACGGUGGAUGUUUUUUUUUUUGUUGUCGUUUUUUGUUUUUGUU